AUGGAUAUUAAUUCAUCUGAUGAACCUCCUAUAAUAAAUGAUUGGGAUGAAAGUAAAAUAUAUUCAGAAGCACGAAAGCAGGGUGCUAUUCCUAAAGUUGAAGAAUUUAAAAGAUGUUUAUGGUUAGAAUGUGAUAAUGUUGUUGCGCUAGGAUCAAAAUAUUGUUCUUAUGAAUGUGGAAAAAAGUUAGCACGAGAACGUCUUCUUUGCCUUUCUCCUUAUAUAAUUGAGGAUGCUGAAAAAUUUUCAUAUGUCAAGGACAAUUAUAAAAAAGAAAUAGAAAGGUUAAAAAAUGUUUGUAGGAGUAAAUUGGAGAAUAUGAAUAAGGCAGCUGGAUGUGCAAGAUUAUUAGUUGAAUUUGUUACUCAACAAUUAUCAUUAGAAUAUAAUGAAAAAGAUAAUGGAAAUAAUGUAUCAAGAAAAGAUUAUAUUCUUUGUAUAUGUUGCGGUGAAAAUAUAGAAGGGCCACUGUAUGGAAGUCAUAUUCCAAAAUGUUUAAGUAGGAAAGAAAGAGAAGCUUACUAUGGUAGUGAAGAAAAAGGAAAUUUGUUGUUAAAUAUUCUUUGUGAAAGGUAUUCAUCUAGAUUUAAUAGUUAUUGUAAGAGAUUUAAAAUUAUAUGCCCAGAACAUCCUUGCAAUGAUAUUGACGACGGAUUAAAGAUUUGUUCAUAUCCAACUACAUUUGAUGAUGCCAUUAGAAGAGAUGGUUCUUUUUUUUUCUUAAACUUUUCUCCAAAUUUUUUCAAAGGUUCUUAUUGUACAAAUGGCUAUGGAAUUUGUCCUGAUCAUCCAAACUGGUACAGGUAUACAUUAGCUGUUGUUGAUGCUUAUAGAUUUGGUGAAUUGGAAAAAUUAAAUGAAGCAAGGACAACGAUUGGAAAAUACAAUACUUUUGUUAACAGUAGGGGAAAUGUUUUUAAUUGUAUUUCUUCAAGACAAGCUUUAGAAAAUUUUUACAAUGAUUCUAUUAAUAAUCAUCCAAAAUCUAUCAAAAAGAAAGAAGAAAAAAAAGAUGUAAAAGUAAAAUUGAUCCAUCCAGAUGCCGAAGUCAUUUCAGAUCCUGAAAAAGAUUAA
This is a messenger RNA of Strongyloides ratti, 1074 nucleotides long. Its product is annotated as CXXC-type zinc finger protein 1. Bases 1 to 1074 code for a protein of 357 amino acids. The record is from RefSeq and is a predicted model, not a curated record. The transcript has a single exon. Gene Ontology annotation, biological process: positive regulation of DNA-templated transcription. Lineage: Eukaryota; Metazoa; Nematoda; Chromadorea; Rhabditida; Strongyloididae. Gene Ontology annotation, cellular component: Set1C/COMPASS complex.